GACCCGAAGACGACCAUGAAGGACAGGCGGAUGCAGCAGCAGCAGGGCGGAGAGAAGAAGCUGAAGCGCGGGCAGAAGGCGCCGCCCAAAGAGCCGCACUUCAGCAACCCUGCGGCCCGCUUCUACGACCCCACCGACGACUUCGGGCUCAAGGCCUACUUCCCGACGCCCGACUACUCGGGCCAGAUCCUGGAGACGCAGCUGCGCGAGCACGCGCCCUGGCGCUACCGGCCGCUCAGCAUCACGGACCCCGCGACGCACCGCCGCUCGGCCGACGCGGAGCGCCGUGUUCGGGAGCGCCUCGGCUUUACUCGGGCCGACCAGCUGGCGGUGAAGCGCUCGGUGGGGGUCGCCAGCCUGCUCAACGCCAACCUGACCGCCGCCCCCCGCCGCCCCGACGCCCACCCCGCGGCCUGGGCCUACGCGUCCGACCAAGACACGGACACCAGUCUCGGACGCGACCUGCACCGCAUCUCGGAGGAGCUCGACGUGACCGCCGUCGCAGCCGCCUCCGCCGCCGCCGCCGUCGCCGAGGCCACCGCCGACGCCGCCGAGAUCCAGCAGAAAAAGGCCGCGCGCGCCGCGGAGAGAGAGCUGCGCGAGUACCGCGAGCAAACGCUGCGCGAGGGUCGCGAGCUGCGGAGCGUGCGCAGCCCGAGCGUCACCAUGCCCACCAACGAGUACCAGGGCAAGUCGGCGCGCGCCAUCGCGGGCAAGCUCAUGAUGGAGAGCGUCCGCAACCUGUGCCUCGACCGGUCCGCCACGGCGCUCGGCCUCGACCAGGAGCGGGAGGCCGCCGUCGUGGCCUCGGCCGCGGCCCGGGCCAGGCGCAUCGCGAUGGACGCCGAGGAGGAGGUCGAGACCACCACGUUCGUGGAGGAGCGCACCAUCGCCCAGUCCAUGGACGCCCUCAAGCGGGACAUCCGCGGCAUCCAGACCAAGUCCCACGAGUUCCUCGAAGGCACCAGCAAGCAGACUGCCAUCGAGAUCGAGCAGCUCAACGCCCGCGUGGUGGAGGCCGAGACCAAGCUGAAGACCGAGGUGACCCGCAUCAAGAAGAAGAUGCAGAUGACCAUCACCGAGCUCGAGAUGUCCCUGGACGUCGCCAACAAGAACAACCUGCAGCUGCAGACCACCAUCAAGAAGCAGUCCCUGCAGCUCACCGAGCUCCAGGCCCACUACGACGAGACCCAGAGGCAGCUGGCCGUCACCCUCGACCAGUACGGCAUCGCCCAGCGCCGCCUGCAGUCCCUCACCUCCGAGCUGGAGGAGGUCCGCUCCAACUGCGAGACCGCCCUGCGCGCCAAGCGCACCGCCGAGCAGGCCUACGAGGAGGCCCAGAGCAGGAUCAACGAGCUCACCACCAUCAACGUCAACCUGGCCAGCUCCCGCUCCAAGCUCGAGCAGGAACUCGGCACCCUCGCCGGCGACUACGAGGAGGUCACCAAGGAGCUCAGGAUUGCCGACGAGCGCUACCAGCGCGUCCAGGUCGAGCUCAAGCACACCGUGGAGAUGCUGCACGAGGAGCAGGAGCGCGUCAUCAAGAUCGAGACCAUCAAGAAGUCCCUCGAGAUCGAGGUCAAGAACCUGUCCAUCCGCCUGGAGGAGGUUGAGGCCAACGCCAUCGUGGGAGGCAAACGCAUCAUCAGCAAGCUCGAAGCUAGGAUGCGUGACCUGGAGCUGGAGCUGGACGAGGAGAAGAGGCGCCACGCCGAGACCAUCAAGAUCCUGCGCAAGAAGGAGAGGCACGUCAAGGAGGUGCUCAUCCAGAACGAGGAGGACCAGAAGAACAUCAGCCUGCUCCAGGAAAUGCUCGACAAGACGACUCAGAAGGUCAACAUCUACAAGCGACAGCUGACUGAACAGGAGGGCAUGUCGCAGCAGACCGUGAGCCGAACACGUCGCUUCCAGCGCGAACUGGAGGCCGCCGAGGACCGCGCCGAGAACGCCGAGAGCAACCUGUCGCUGAUCCGCGCCAAGCACCGCACCUUCGUCACCACCUCCACCGUCCCCGGCUCCCAGGUGUACAUGGUCCAGGAGACCAGAAGCACGUCCGAGACCUACUAAGCCAAUGGUGUUAGGAGCGGCAGCGCACUACCUUUUUUUGACUUUGACACCAGACGUACUACUCAAAAGAAAAGGAAAGAAAUAAAGAUGGAAGGUUUGCGGUGACCAUUUGAAAAAAAAAUGAAACAAUAUACGCGUUAUUUUUGUUGUUUA
Frankliniella occidentalis (western flower thrips) is the source of this 2220-nucleotide messenger RNA. RefSeq names its product paramyosin, short form. Gene Ontology annotation, molecular function: protein serine/threonine kinase activity. The transcript has 6 exons. Gene Ontology annotation, cellular component: cytoplasm; cytoskeleton; myosin complex. The coding region runs from base 16 to 2067 and encodes 683 amino acids. The record is from RefSeq and is a predicted model, not a curated record. Gene Ontology annotation, biological process: actomyosin structure organization; peptidyl-threonine phosphorylation. Lineage: Eukaryota; Metazoa; Arthropoda; Insecta; Thysanoptera; Thripidae.